ACGGGCAUCACUCUGUUCAAUUUCUUACCAGCACCAUGUGAUUUUCUUUACAGCAAGUCAGCAAUCAAACCCAUUUCACACUACACUUGAAGUAAUCAGUAAGCACCCAAGUCAAAAUCAAAGAUCUCAAUGCUCAUUCUCUUUCUAAUUCAUUGCUGACAGUGACUUACUUUAUACAUAUAUGAAUAAAUAAGCACUUUUGAGCUUGCAAGUCAGCAAGUGUGUCUUCAAGGAUGUGGGUUUUUGGUGGUUUACCAGAUUCUUGGUUUCUUUUGUACUUAAAUUUGGUUGCUGGGUUAGUAAUAAGUGCUUUUGGAGGAGACCCAUAUGUGUUUUAUGACUGGGAUGUCUCUUAUUCUACAGCUUCACCUCUUGGCGUUAAACAAAAGGUGAUUGCAAUUGAUGGAAAUUUUCCAGGACCUAUUCUCGAAGUCACAACAAACUGGAAUGUUGUUGUUAAUGUCAAAAACAAUCUUGACGAGCCUCUGCUUCUCACAUGGAAUGGAAUUCAGCACAGAAGAAACUCAUGGCAAGAUGGUGUGCCAGGGACAAAUUGUCCUAUUCCUUCUGGUUGGAAUUGGACAUAUGUUUUUCAGGUUAAAGAUCAGAUAGGCAGUUUCUUUUACUUCCCUUCCCUGAAUUUCCAGAGAGCUGUUGGUGGAUAUGGAGGAAUCAUCAUAAAUAACAGAGAUGUAAUUCCAGUUCCCUUUGCACCACCAGAUGGAGAUAUCACACUGUUAAUUAGUGACUGGUAUAUAAAGAGUCACAAGGAUCGAAGGAAAGAUAUUGAGAAUGGGAUUGGCCUUGGUGCUCCUGAUGGGAUCUUAUUCAAUGGACGAGGUCCUUACCGUUAUGAUACUUCACUCGUUCCAGAUAGUAUUGAUUAUCUGACAUUAAAUGUGGAACCAGGAAAGACAUAUCGCCUUCGAGUGCACAACGUUGGUAUCUCUACUAGUGUGAAUUUUAGAAUUCAAAAUCAUAACCUGCUACUUGUAGAGACCGAAGGGUCUUACACAGUGCAGCAAAACUACACAAACAUGGAUAUACAUGUUGGCCAGUCAUAUUCCUUUCUCAUUACAAUGGAUCAAAAUGCUAGCAGUGAUUACUACAUUGUGGCUAGUUCUCGGUUUGUGAAUUCCUCAGCUUGGGCUAGAGCUAAAGGAGUUGCCAUCUUGCACUACUCAAAUUCUCAGGGGCCUGCUUCAGGUCCUCUUCCAGACCCCCCUAAUGAAUAUGACACCUUUUUCUCAAUGAAUCAGGCAAAAUCCAUAAGAUGGAAUGUUUCUGCUGGUGCUGCUCGUCCGAAUCCUCAAGGAUCUUUCAGAUAUGGUGAUAUUACUGUGACAGAUUUCUAUGUCAUUCUUAAUAGACCUCCUGAGCUUAUAGAUGGAAGAUAUCGUACUACUCUUAAUGGAAUAUCACACUUGGCACCUCAAACUCCACUGAAGCUUGCUCAGCAAUUUAAGAUUCCUGGGGUUUUUAAGCUUGAUUUUCCCAAUAGACUGAUGAACAGACCUGCAAAAAUUGACACUUCUUUAAUUAAUGGCACAUACAGAGGAUUUAUGGAAAUCAUAUUACAGAACAAUGAUACUACUGUUCAGAGCUACCACUUGGAUGGUUAUGCUUUCUUUGUCGUAGGGAUGGACUAUGGGGUGUGGACAGAUAAUAGUAGAGGCAUUUACAACAAAUGGGAUGGAGUUGCUCGCUCUACUACUCAGGUGUUUCCUGGAGCCUGGACGGCAAUUUUAGUUUCACUUGACAAUGUUGGAAUUUGGAAUCUACGGGCAGAGAAUCUUGACUCUUGGUAUCUCGGGCAAGAAGUUUACAUUAGUGUGGUUAAUCCAGAAAUCACCGAGAAAACGGAGCUUCCUUUGCCAGACAAUGUUAUCUAUUGUGGUUUACUUUCCUCCUUGCAAAAGGAUCAAGCUCAAAGAGUUAAGUUUUCCGAUGCACCACCCACUCUCAAGGGAAUGAGGAUUAUUUGGGCUGCAUCAGUAAUUCUUUUUUCUGUAUUUAAGUCGUAAGCUUUCUACAAGAUAUACAUGCUUUACACAGUAGAUUAGUCCUAGCUGAAGCAAAGGAGUUCAGAAAGAAGCAUUGUAUUCUGGUGCUGUUAUGUUACAUUGUAAGAGAUGAUAUAACAGCUUUUACGCACA
This is a messenger RNA of Daucus carota subsp. sativus, 2156 nucleotides long. RefSeq names its product monocopper oxidase-like protein SKU5. Gene Ontology annotation, molecular function: oxidoreductase activity; copper ion binding. Gene Ontology annotation, cellular component: plasma membrane. The coding region runs from base 234 to 2024 and encodes 596 amino acids. NCBI's taxonomy places the organism in Eukaryota, Viridiplantae, Streptophyta, Magnoliopsida, Apiales, Apiaceae. The record is from RefSeq and is a predicted model, not a curated record. The transcript is spliced from 9 exons.